Molecule: messenger RNA, 885 nt
Organism: Folsomia candida
Lineage: Eukaryota; Metazoa; Arthropoda; Collembola; Entomobryomorpha; Isotomidae
Product: fibrinogen-like protein 1
Exons: 7
Coding region: 1-885 (294 amino acids)
Source: RefSeq, a predicted model, not a curated record
AUGCCCACGAAGGAGGAGCUCGCCGCGUUGGAAGCCAGAUUCCACGAGAAAUUAGAUAGUUUACAAACGGAUGUCCUGAAUUUGGAAGCUCUUAUCAACUCGAAGAAGAUGGGAAUGGGUACAAAUAGUGUAGAAGAAAUUUACAAUCCAAGGAAGCGGAGGUCAAUUCCGGCGCCAGAUUACGCAGCUACAAAUUAUCAAUUGGGCAUAACACCUGAGGCUAAUAAGGUAUACCAUGAAAUUGGCACAGAACCGGUGAAGGCUUGCGGGUAUGCUUCCGACCUUACGAAUUCAACGUUCCGCAACAAACAACUCGUUUGCAACAAGGGUUGGACCCUAAUUCAACGAAGGGGUACUCCAACCCAUCCAGGGAGCGAGAGAACUAAUUUCGAGAGAAACUGGGAAGAUUAUGAAAACGGGUUUGGUACACUCGACCAAGAUUUCUGGCUUGGUUUACAAACCAUCCAUGAACUCACGAUGGCAGGAUAUACGCGGUUACGAGUUGAUCUCGAGGACUGGGAGGGUCACAAGAAGUACGCAAUGUACGGCGUCUUCAAAGUCGGUGGUGCCCGAGACAAGUACAACUUAACGGUAGGCGAAUACACAGGGACGGCAGGGAAUUCCUUAUCCUCAAAUUCUGGAGAAAAAUUCAGCACGUAUGAUAAUGACAACGACGCCAACACCUUUACUAAUUGUGCUGCUGAAUAUCGAGGUGGCUGGUGGCAAGGGAAUUUUUGUUCCGAAAGCAUCCUGAACUCCGUAUACCAUAAUUCCAGUCAUGUCGAAAAACCUGGUGUCGGAGUGAUCUGGUGGCAUUGGACGGAUACAGAAUAUUCCUUGAAGAAGGCGGAAAUGAAAGUUCGCAAGCCUUCAGCAUUCACCUGA